AUGACUGACCAAAAAACUGUUGUUAUUCUUGGUGCAGGAUGGGCCGGCGUGCCGCUCGCCCACAAGUUACUUAAAUAUAUUACUUCCAAGACACCACCCCUCAAAGUCAUCUUAGUAUCGCCAAACAGCCAUUUCUUCUGGAACGUGGCGGCUACUAGAGGCCUUAUUCCUGGGAUGAUUCCAGAUGAAUCGAUGUUUAUCCCGAUCGCUACUGGAUUUGAGCAUUACGCGGUCGACAUAUUCGAAUUCAUACUUGGCAGAGCCACUGACAUCCAAUCAUCAUCUAAUUCAGUUACUAUCCUUACCAGCACUGGCGGGAGUAGGACUUUGCAUUACCAUCAAUUAGUGAUAGCGACGGGCUCGAGAUUGGCUAGUGGUCUGCCACUAAAACCCAUCGGUACGCAUGCGGAGACCCUCGCUGCGUGGCAUGAGCUGCAAACAAAUAUCGGCCGCGCCAGAGACAUUGUCGUUGCUGGUGCAGGUCCAACUGGCGUUGAGAUUGCUGGAGAGUUAGCCGCUAAGUUUGGAAAACUCAAAACAAUUACGCUUAUUAUACGUGGGGAUCUCCUAUUGGAGAGCUCCAGCGGCGUACUCUCUUCUGUUCGAACAACUCUGGACAAAGACUUGCAAAAGCUCGGUGUCAAACUAAUCCGCAAAACUUGCGUGAAAGCCGUCGAGGCUGGCGAUGAUGGCAAGACACAAGUUUUAAUUCUAGACAAUGGGUCAAGAAUGGUUACCGAGUUUUAUCUUCCAUGUCAUGGAAUUCGACUGAAUAACAGCUUCCUUUCCGACAGCUUCCUUGAUCCGAAUGGUAAUGUGAAUAUCGAUGGUAAUAUGCGCAUAGUGGGCAUAGAGAAUAUCUGGGCUAUUGGUGAUGUGAGCAAUGCUGGUCCAAAGCAGCUCACGGUGACGGAUAACCAGAUUAUCUACUUGGCUGGCGCAUUGGAAGCUGCGUUGAUGGGGAAGGAGUUUAUCGCACCUUACCAGCCUGGCAAAAAAACGAUGAUCUUUCUCUCGCUAGGAAGAAAGUACGCGACCGGGCAGAUUGGUAGCUGGAAGCUAUGGGGAGUAUUGGUGUCAUACGUGAAAGGCAGGAACUUGUUUGUUGAUACCGCAGAGGGUUACGUUAGUGGAAAGCAUCUUAGACAUUCGUCGAUGUAG
Messenger RNA from Trichoderma aggressivum f. europaeum, 1161 nucleotides. RefSeq lists its product as uncharacterized. NCBI's taxonomy places the organism in Eukaryota, Fungi, Ascomycota, Sordariomycetes, Hypocreales, Hypocreaceae. Bases 1 to 1161 code for a protein of 386 amino acids. The record is from RefSeq and is a predicted model, not a curated record. Gene Ontology annotation, molecular function: flavin adenine dinucleotide binding; electron-transferring-flavoprotein dehydrogenase activity. The transcript has a single exon. Gene Ontology annotation, cellular component: cytoplasm.